GAGGCUGUGGCUCCAGCUGGAAGUCAGUCGGAGAAGAUACACUCAGUACCGGGGGGGUGGGGGAGUAGCGCUUUAGCCUUCUCUGCGUCUCUCCUGCCCCUGGAAGGCUUUGGUACAAAUCGAGGAGGAAUUUCAACGCGCUCGAGCCAAGUAAUAUCCCUGCCUAAAAAUACAGCGUGCUUCCUUUUAUGUUUUCUCUCGCAGAUGGGGUCGGCUGAAACAAGCCCUCCUCCUUCAUCCUUGCCGUAAGCGCCGCCGUACGGGGGGAUAGGGCUGAAGAGAGGCUGCCGGGGGGCCCUGAGAAGAACCGGCAAGUUCUGUUCUCUUGCCUCGGUUGAUUUAAAGAUAAAAUACCCGCGCUGCUGCCAGCUGGUACUCAAAGGCAGAGCCGGCUAUUCCGAUACAUCAGCGUGUUCCUCGGUGAAAGCAUUCAAGGAAUUAAUUGAACUUCCCGAGGAACGAAGCCUGCCUCUACAAGCCUCCUUCUGAAAAUAAUACGACUUUAAUCGGCUUGGGAGCUGGUGAGAUGAGAUGUCCCAGAGUUUUCCCAGAGGUUCCUGGGAGUUUCCAGGUCUACCAGUCAUGAAGCGAAUUCUUCUGUUCUUUAUCCUGGCUGCUGCUGUUAUGUAUGUUAUACUGCAUGGAAAUCUGUGGAGAAAUAACCUCUACUGGAUUAGCUUUUAUGGACAGACUUCCUCUGUGAGGGCUCGUCCUUCCUAUGAGACCAGUGGAGUUACCCAGCUGCCACCUACGGCUGUGGAGAGAAGUAACGUGCUGGACACUUGUCUACUGAAACCAGCAUUUGAAUCUUUACUGGGUGUUGACAAAAUAUAUCCGUUCCUGUGCGCUAAUGAUUUUAUCAGAGUGGCAGAGUUCCACGGAAGUGAUAAGUUUGAACUACCUUAUGGAAUAAAGAGAGCAGAGCAAUUUUUUCGUUUAGCCCUUUCAAGACUGCAGAACUGUGGACUUUCGAAUGAAAAUGACAGCAUUGCCUGUCGACGGUGUGUUGUGGUCGGUAAUGGAGGAGUACUUCGAAAUAAGACAUUAGGGGAGAAAAUUGACUCGUAUGAUGUGAUAAUAAGAAUGAAUAAUGGCCCUGUUAUAGGGUAUGAAGACGAUGUUGGGAGGAGAACGACUUUCCGCCUUUCUUACCCAGAAUCCAUCUUCUCAGAUCCGAUCCACUAUGACCCUAAUACGACGGUUGUUCUCAUCGUUUUCAAACCACGUGACUUGAAGUGGCUUUGGGAGAUACUAAGUGGUCAGAAAAUAAGUGCUAAAGGCUUUUGGAAGAAACCGGCUCUGAACAUGAUAUACAAAUCUAGUCAAAUUAGGAUUCUUGAUCCCAGCAUCACCAGAAAAACGGCUUAUGAAUGGCUUCAUUUCCCAACAAGGUUUCCCAGAAAGGAGAAACCCAAGCAUCCAACAACAGGGCUAAUUGCCAUUACGCUAGCAUUUCACAUAUGCCAUGAAGUUCACCUGGCAGGCUUCAAGUAUGACUUCACUGACAGAAACAGUUCUUUGCACUACUACGGCAAUGAAACAAUGUCUCAGAUGAUGCAGAAUGAAUACCACAACAUCAACGCUGAGCAGAAAUUUUUGAAGAAGCUUAUAGACAAGAACUUUGUGGUCAAUUUGACGUGAAAGCUGAAUGGAAAAUACAAUGAACAACUACUAUUUUCAAGAUUUGAAAGAUUUGUAUUUUUUGUAUGACAUUUUUUAUUUUUUAAGUGCAGCAUAACUGUUUACUGUUUAAAAGGAGCACAGAAACCUUACCAAGGCAGAAGCUUCUUCUAAGCCUGAGGCUAAUGGACUAUUGCAAACAGUUAACUGAAUUUCUGUGAAGCUAUUUAAUAACAGGAAAACCAUGAUACCUUCAGCUGAAACUAUCAGGGAUAUAUAAAAAUGCGGUGCACAUCACUUAUUUAUCAGCAAGAACUCUUUCCAAAUGAUUACUUCUCUGGAAUACUUUUGUUUCCAAUGUUGUCCUCCAAAAAAGUUACACUGUCAAGAGGCUGAGAUGACCAGUGUUUAAUUGGUGGAUGUAAAGUCUUGAAUGUCUCUGUCUUGUAGUAUGAAAGUGGCUUUAAAACAAUGCCUAUAAAUCAUUACUGUGUGUUUGGGAGAAGGGUGAACAGGCAGAGCAUACAGGUUUUGGUCUGCCAUCCUCCUGAGGAGGGGACAUCCAUCUUCAGCAAAGAAGUCACAGCUUCUGCACUGGCCAUUGACUCUGAACGGCUGUCUGCCUUUGCCAAAGGUGAAGAUCCUUUGGUUUGAUUUGUGGAGACGUUGGUGUUGACAAUGCUUGUGUUGUACCCAGUUUAUAGAAAACCAUACUCUGUGCUCUGCGUCCAAUAAAUUUUAUGGUUCGUGACUUGACUUAGAAAAGGGGGAGUAUGAAGACUGAAGAGUUGUCCUAACUACCUGCGUGUCAGCUGCUUCCCUCAGGCCACAACAGAAACAUAAGCUGGACAGAAAUGUUCACGCCUGAGUUCAAAUUUAGAGCCAACGCUUGUUGGAUUCCUAGAUCUCCAGGACAGGAUCUCAUGUAUCCUUCUGUUCGUUCCCCAAGAAUUGAGGUGUAUUUUUCCAAACCAGCACAAUCUCCUUUCUCAGAUCCUGUAACGGGUUUCCACCUUUGAAGUGCAUCAAUACGAGCAGUUAAUGUUGCCAUUUUUGGCAGCAGAGCGUGCUAGGGAAUAUCCAGGAUGUACCUCAGCUGAAUUAUCAUUUGGCUUCUGUUUACCUCUUCUGCCCUCAAUAUUAGGGCUAAAUCAUUUAGCGGUGGGAACUUACUCGGGAUUUUAAUUAUAAACGUCCCAUUAAACGUUUCGUUUCCUGUAUUGGUUUGUCUUGGACAAGCCUGCUGAAUAAGUUAAAUCUGACUGGGAAUGCUCUUGACAACUGUUGAAGACGAUCAAGUAAUAUGCCGUUCCAAUUCUCUCAUAGUGUGUGUGUAUAUAUAUGUUUGUGUUUUAAUUCUGGCAGAUUUGCUUGAAGACCUUGUGGUUAUCUUGAUCAGUCACACCUAAAGAAAGCACAAAGAAGUCCACUUUAAAAAAGUCUUUGAAGUUGGUAGAAAAACCUUUGCUGCUUUUUAAUAAAAUUGUAUAGAGGGUUUUAGUAUGUUUAGGAGCAGUGCAAAGAAUUACAAUAUGAAUACAAACCUCUAGCAGGUCAAGAGCACGUUAUUUAUGUUUUCAGAAGCUGAGGAUUACAAGGGUACUGAACAAAAGUUCUUUGCUGCAGCGAUGUAGAGGAAUAAGCAUUGAAGUGAGCGAAGAGUCAUCCUUUUCUCUUCCCUGUUUCUCUUGCAGAGUGCAAUAGGUAUUUAAAAAAAGAAACAAUCCCCUUCCAGUAGUUCUCAUCUCCCUCCUUAGCUCCUUGGCUCUGCCAUUUGGGAAUUAGUGAGGGCAGUGUGAUUUGGAGGGGGGCUACAACGGAAGGGGAAGAGGCUUGUAUUUUCAUCUCACGACUCCUGAGCUUUGGUCAUUUUCAAACAAAUUGGACAUAUCUGAAAUAACUCUAGAUGGCAUAAAAAUCUGUGGCAGGGCGCGGGGAAGGACCCAGAUGUGUCCCGGCAAGGGACAGACUGUGCCGUGGUGUCCUGCCAGCUGGAUGUCUGUCCCUUGGGCCCAGCUGCUGCAGGUGAUGCUGCUGCAAGGGGUGGCCCCUUGCCCGGCUGUGCGGAGGGGAGGGGAGCACAGGAGGUCCUGGGGCAUGGGAGCAGCUGACUGUGGUGGCAGAAAUGGAGGAAACCAGAAUUUCUUUAUCAGGUGGCAGAAGGGCUCUUAGUGAUUUGUGGUUCCUUUUUGUUUUGUUUUUUAAAUGUUAACAUUUCUGAAGCUUUGAGUUCUUUGUGUAUAAAUCUGAAUACAAACAGGUGGGCUUUUGCAUCAGAAAGCAGUGAUGCUACUGUCUUUGCCUCUACCAGCAUUUAUUUCUCAUGAUUAUUGCUGUUAAUUAAAAAGGUUUGUAUGUGACUCUGCAGCCCCAGAACUGCAGUGAUUUAGACUACUGACGAUAGCAAUUCCACAUGAAAAAAAUGCCAAGGUAAGGCUUUUUGCAAAGGUCGUGCUGUUGUCUGAGCCCUCUUUGUGUAGAAGUCCUUGGUAGAUCUCAGACUCUGUUGAGAGCGGAGCCGGGCAGGAGCGGAGGGCUGCCUCUUGCCUCUCAAAACCCAUGGUUGCUCCUAGAGCCAGGUCCCCCAGCUCUCCCACAGGCUGCCGCCACAGAUCUAGCCGCAUCCAGGUACCUUCAUGCAGUACGCUGACUGAGGGGAUUUUUUCCCAGGGGAGCUGUUGAAUUUGCCCUCUCCUGGCAGUGCCUGGUUCUCCUGGUGGUGCAGGCUGCUUCCCUCUGCUUCUCCCCGCCGUCCCCCCUGGCUGGAGGUGGGUAGGGAGCUAUGGUUCUGAGGAUGCAGUUAUUUUCUCCACUUUAUUUCCUCUCCGGAGACAUUCUUCCCACUAAUCUAAACUGAUCCAUUCUCCUGAUUUUCCUAGGAGGUUUUCUGCUUUUUUGGGGUUUUGUUCUGCUAUAGUUACAAUCCCCCAACAAUAAUUGGAAAAAAGGCUUCAUGGCAAGCAAACGGUGUCCCCCCAAGCUCUUUUACUUAAGAUAGACUCCUUUAUUAUUGUUCUUUUUACUACAUCAGCUUUUGUCUCCCUAAGGUUAUUUUUAAAAUAAUGUUUGGUAUUCUCAGUGCAUUUAAUAUGCUGUCUACAAGCAUUUAUCCUUAUUAGCUACUACUCCUUUUUAUUUCUUCUUAAUGAGCCUCCCCAUUAAUAUGGCUGACUUAUUUUUGAAAUUAAGCAGUACUCCCAGGGAUAUUUUUCCCCCACUUCUGUUCUCUUGCAGGGAUGUUGAGUCCAUGUACACCAGGGUUGCUGUCCCAGGGUGACAGUAACAUUUAGAGCCAGGCCUGUUCCUUCAGGACUGAGCCAAGAGCUGAUACUGUUGAUAAACCACAGGGUACUAGUGUGGUUUUUUCUGUUGCUGGUUUGGUUUGGUUUUUUAUCGAAAGCACAGCUUUCAGGCCAGUAGCUUUUUCCUUCAGAAAUAAGCAGUGACCCCAGUGAUUCAUUUCUCCCCCACCCCGUAAGAUGCUUUGGUAGGAUUCUGUGUAGACCAACCCUGCUUCAUCACCCGCUUCACACAGUCGUUUCCCCUACUCUGCCUUGAGGACAGGUAUCGCUUUUACACUGACUUCAUGCGGGCAAGAAUACCUCUCUGUAGUGUGUUUCUCAGUAAUGCCCACAGAUAACAGUGUCGCUUCUACCCGGGUACGCAUUUUCACAGGCAUGUUGCCAUACCAAAGACUUGCCUUGCGACUUUUUUGAAGAAAGCAAUAACACUAACUCCAAAUACUUAGAUCUUUUCUGAGCGUGAGCUGCUAUUUUCUUUUUCCGUUUUUGCCAUUCCUGAAAGUAAAAUCUCUGCACUGAAACUUUGCUUUAAAAGCUACCCAAUUUUUUUUAUCACAUCAGCUGCAGCAAAGCUGCCAGUUUUGAAUCCCAGGGUGCUGAUAGCUUAAUUUCCAUGUUUGGUAAUGGUGUAACUCUGUAGGUACCCAGUGUCUCCCACCAAUUUUCCCUCUGUUAGGAGAAGUAGGAAUUGCAGAGUGAGACAGUCUCGCCCAUUCUUCCUCUGUCCUGUUCUCCAGCAGCCUGCUGAAUUUCGAGGAGGCAACAUCUUACAGCAAAGGUGCUCCUGCAUUUUAUCCACCACCUCCUCAAAAUGCUGCACCGUCAGAAAGACCCAGCUCUAAGGUACCGAAGUACACACAAAAGAGGCAGGAUGACAGGCAUCAGCUGAAAGUUCUGUUUGGCUCAGACUUUUAGGGGCUGUGUGUGUGUGUUUGUUCAUUUUCUGUCAGGAAAGUAUUUUUUCCUCUGCUGGAAUAAUUGAGGGAAGUAUGGCGACAUGACUUACGAAGGAAGGUCACAAACUAUUGCACUAAAUAUGAAUCUGAGAGUGCCUAAAAGAUAGUAGUAAAUGACAUUUCCAGUGACUGUGUUGGUGGUGAUAAUACAGAAUCUCAACUUUGGCGUUUAAUAAUUGGUGUGUGAUACCUCGUUUCCUGUGCCACACUUUCCUUUUUAACAAUGCCUGGGGAGGUGAUAUAAAUACCUUAACUUUUAAGUGGGGCCUGAUUUUUUUAAGAACAUGUGAAUCUCAACGCCUGUUUUCGGUAUCAGUACAUACUUAUUUUAUUUGCCAUUUGUCUUAAGUUUUAGAUGUGUUUGAAGUGCCAGCUGUAUUUCGAAGACGUUCUUACAGUUAUUUCAAGUGGCAUUUUGAAUGCUACAAAUGCAGAGAGACUAUUUUCCUGUGAAUAAACUGUGUUAAAGAUGGUGCC
Molecule: messenger RNA, 6355 nt
Organism: Phalacrocorax carbo (great cormorant)
Lineage: Eukaryota; Metazoa; Chordata; Aves; Suliformes; Phalacrocoracidae
Source: RefSeq, a predicted model, not a curated record